This is a messenger RNA of Erpetoichthys calabaricus (reedfish), 3520 nucleotides long. Its product is annotated as deoxynucleoside triphosphate triphosphohydrolase SAMHD1-like. Gene Ontology annotation, biological process: defense response to virus; regulation of innate immune response; dGTP catabolic process. The transcript is spliced from 17 exons. Gene Ontology annotation, molecular function: dGTPase activity. The record is from RefSeq and is a predicted model, not a curated record. Lineage: Eukaryota; Metazoa; Chordata; Cladistia; Polypteriformes; Polypteridae. Gene Ontology annotation, cellular component: nucleus. Bases 115 to 1719 code for a protein of 534 amino acids.
UUGCUUCCUUCACUGUGAGCUUGUUCUUGACAGAGGGCAGCUGAAGCUUUGAUUUGUUAAACAUCUUUGAAGAGGUACCAUUUGGUCAUCACACCAAAAGCAAAAAAAAAAAAAAUGAGUCAGAAAGAAGUUGAACUAAUGCAAGGCAUAGCAGAAGGACUUGGCUACCGAAAAGAGGUGUGCACCUACAUUAAAGAAAAAAAAAUUACUCUAGACAACAUCUCCUCCACCCAUCGUCCACCUCUUGAAAUGCAGCAUGAUAUAGACCAACUCUCAAAGUAUGCAAAGAGGAGAAAAGAAGAAAGAUUGUACAAGGUAUUCAAGGAUUCUGUGCAUGGCCUCAUCACUCUCCAUCCACUUUUGGUUAAAAUAGUGGACACCCCACAGUUUCAGAGGCUCCGGAGUAUAAAGCAGCUUGGGGUUGGCUAUCGUGUCUACCCUGGGGCAUCCCACAACAGAUUUGAACACUCUCUUGGUGUGUGUCACCUUGCAAAGCUACUUGUCACUUCCCUUAAGAAGAAGCAGCCUGAGCUCAAUAUCACUGAUGAAGAUGUCCUUUGUGUGCAGAUUGCAGCUUUGUGCCAUGAUUUAGGACAUGGACCAUUUUCCCAUGUAUUUGAUGGAACUUUCCUUAAGGACAAGGAGAAGGACAAGGAGAAGAGCAAAGACAAGUGCAAGGACAAUGAUAAGGGACCAAAACCAGGUCCAGGCCCAGGCCCAAGCUCUGGUUCAGUUUCACUAGUUCAUGCCCAGGAUGAAGAUUGGAAGCAUGAAAAUAGUUCAUGUAAAUUGUUUGACCACAUGUACAAAACCAAUGGAUUGGAGGACAUCUUUGGGAAAUAUGGAAUUAAAGAUGAAAUAAAUUUCAUCAAGGAGAUGAUUAAUGUGCCUGAGGCAUGUAAGGGAAGAGAUGACAAAAAGUCAUUCCUGUAUGAAAUUGUUUCCAACAAAGAAACUGGAAUUGAUGUUGACAAAUUUGACUAUUUUGCAAGAGACUGCCACCAUUUAGGGAUUCAGUCAGGCUUUGACUACCAGCGAUACAUUGAAUUUGCUCGAGUCUGCAAGUUUAAUGGUAAAUGGCGUAUUUGUACUCGAGAUAAGGAGGCUUUUAACUUGUAUGAAUUGUUCUCCAUCCGCAAAUCACUCUUCAAGAGAGUUUAUUACCACAAAACCACCUGCAGUAUCGAACUCAUGAUUUCUGAUGCUCUAAAGUUGGCUGAUCCAGUUCUGAACCUUUCAAGCAGCAUUAACAAUAUGGAGAAAUACCAGACUCUUACAGAUGAUAUCUACAAUCAAAUACUUUUUUACGAAGGGAAGGACUCUAAGAUGAUUGAGGCCAAAGAAAUCUUAGAGAGGAUUGAAAAAAGACAGCUGUAUAAGUUUAUGACUAAAAUUCAAAUUAGCAAAGAUGGAGAGAUUGAUAAAAAAGUUAAAAUGGCAGAAGAGGACUUGACACAGAGGGACCCAAAAAAUUUUAUUGUGAAGACCUACAAAAUUAGCUAUGGUAUGGGCAACAAGAAUCCAAUUGAUCAGGUUGGAUUCUACAAGCCAGACAAUCCUUCUAAAGCAGAAAAGAUUGAAAUAAAUAAGGUUUCCCCAAUGUUACCACAAAUCUUCCAAGAAGAAGUACUUCGUGUUUACUAUAGAGGAGAUGACAUAGAAACUGCUAAAAAGACUGUCGAUGAUUGGCAGGAAAAGUACUGGCCAGACACAAAAUAACAGCCAAAUCUGUGAUGGAUAAGCAGCAGAGAAGUUCAAGAGGACAGAAUCAAAACAUCAUCCUUUAUUCUUUUACUUUUCAAAUUUCAGAAAUUGUUUUGAUUGUUCAUUUUCAUUAAUGUCUUUCAUAAUCAUCUGUUCUUUAUGGGUAAAGGUUAAAUAUAAAUAUUCCAUAUAAUUAUCAAUUCUUUACAAUGGAAUGCUACUAAUAACAUUUAAAUCUUUUAGUUUUCAUAUUUUAUAAACUUCUGCUAUAAUCUUUUUAUUUCAUUAAAUUCUGAUUUAUUAUAUAUUCUUUUUAAUAUAUACAUUUUUCUUUUUUGCUUUGGUUAAGGGGUUUGCAUGUUUUGAAUGUGCUGGUGCAUAUGUAGCCUUUAAAUAGAAUGAUAUUCCAGGUAAAGUUAAUCAAAAAUCUUAACUUCAUUUUUUAGUAUGUAAAAGACAUUCUUAGUAAGCUAGCAUUCCUGCUAAUUACAUAUCGGUAUUUCCUUAGUUUGGAUAGAAAUGCUUGAUUUUAGAAGAUAAAGUUAAUUAGAUAAGUACACACCACUGUUAGAACAUUAGAACAGUUAAGUCGAGAACAGGCCAUUCAGCCCAGUGUCUAUCCUUUUCACUGUGACUGUCCAAAGUAACAUUAAGUCAACAUUUGAAGGUUCCUGAAGUACUAGUCUAGUAAAGCUCAUCUCCUAGCUAACAUGUAAAUGGCCCAUUCCAGUAGUAAUGGGAAAUUUGUGAAUGAUUCAUUCUUUCUGAAUAACUCUUUUCAGUGAAUUCUACAAACUGAUUUGUGAGCAUUCUGUGCCGUUCAACAGGAGUGCUAAAGUGCAUGUGUGUUCUUCCUGCAUGCUGUCACCAGCCUCUUUUGUUUUACUGAUAGAUGUUUAAAGCAAUGCACAAUUCUCAUUCACUUCUGAUUCUGUAAUAAAACAUCUUAUUUUAAUUUGGCAUCUUAAGUGUAUUAUCUUGCUUUGUAUAUGGAAACAGGACAAUGGCAUAUAAAUUGUAGUGUUAAAUAUAUAAUUAAUUACUGUAUACAUAAAUAAUUAUAUAUUUAUAGAUAGAGUCUUUAGAAUUAAUUAUAUAUAAAUACUCAUAUGUAAUCAGUUGUAUGUAAAUUAAUAAACAGUGAUAUUAUUUAUAUACACAUAAACACAUACUAUUUGUCAAAAUAAUACACUAAAGUGUAAAUGAAUCAAAUGAAUGAAAAUAAUCAAUUUAUUUAAAUGGGUAGUUUGAUAGAAUUAAAUCAGUAAAGUGAAUUAAAAUGCCCAUCACUACAUUCUAGUAGACCCCAGUUUUUUUUUAAGAUGACACAGUUUUCUGAUCAUAACACAAUGUAAAACAAUGUAAUGGCUGUAGAAAGUAAUACAGUUAAUACAUACAGUGUGACAAGUAGAACACACUGUAGUAUAUAGUAAAUUAUAAUAGACAUAAAAGCCUAGAACUAUAACAUAAUAAAGAACAUGUUUUGUUGUAUAUGUUAUGUAGAGAAAAGCCAAGCAAAAUGACACAUUUUAUUGGCUAACUAAAAAGAUUACAAUAUGCAAGCUUUUGAGGCAACUCAGGCCCCUUCUUCAUCUUCUUCAUCUUGUCUGAAGCAGGGGCCUGAGUUGCCUCGAAAGCUUGCAUAUUGUAAUCUUUUUAGUUAGCCAAUAAAAGGUGUCAUUUUGCUUGGCUUUUCUCUACAUUCAUAAUGGCUAACACGAUACAACACCCUAGUACUACUGUAUAUGUUAUAAAAUUUUCUUGUAAUUUUACUAAAAGCUUGAAAAUAAAGUUGCUUGGGCUGUGUAAUUUCUUA